Messenger RNA from Drosophila serrata, 456 nucleotides. RefSeq lists its product as uncharacterized. The record is from RefSeq and is a predicted model, not a curated record. NCBI's taxonomy places the organism in Eukaryota, Metazoa, Arthropoda, Insecta, Diptera, Drosophilidae.
AUGAAGUUCUUCGUGUGCAUUUUGGCCUUGGUGGCCGUGGCUCAGGCUGGCCUUCUGCCCCAUGUGGAUCAUCAUCAUGGCUAUCACCAUGCGGAUCUGCCUCAUUUGGUGGAUGCCGAGAUCCAUCAUUCGGAUGGCAUUCAUCUGGGACAUAGUGCUGCCAUUGUGCAUCAUGAUGAUCACCAUUUGGAUCACCAUUUCGAUCAUCAUCUGGAAUCGCUGCCCACGACUGUGUACCAUCAUGAGGAGCUGCCACAUCACUAUCACUAUGCUCGUUAUCACACUGCUCCCGUGGUGCACCACCAUCAUCAUGACACCCAUGCCGCCAUUGUGCACCACAAGACGGUGGUGCCAGCUCACCUGGAUGUCCACAGUCAUUCGAACCUCUUGUCCUUUGCCAAACAUGCCCUCCAUGGCAAGUAUGGUAAGGUCAGGAUCACCGAGACCCAUUAUUGA